AGAGAGAGAGAGAGAGAAUGCCCCUCGUUUCGUGCAUGCCGAGAUGGUCGAGACAGCAUCACGUGGCGACGUAACAACAAAACGUGUCUGUGUCGCGUCCAGCCGUGAGUCAGCGAGGCAUGGGUGAACCAGCAGCCCGCUUCCCUUCAGCAGCCGCGGCUCGCCGGCGCUGAGGUGAGCACGGCAGCAGCAGGAGGAGGAGAUGGAGGAGGAGGAGGGGGAGAGGCAGAAUCCCUUCCCAGGCGCCGUUCCUCUACUCCACCAUGAAAGCCUCGGUCAGACUCAAGGAGAGACGCUGCUGAGUGCUGCCGCUGACGGCUGAGUGCUGCUCCUGACUGCUAUUGAUUUGUGUGGUGUGUGCUGACUCCUGCCUCCGUGUGUGUGCUGACCCCUGUGUUGCACCCCUGACUGGAACCCUUUGUGUGCCCCUCCUGCGUGGCUUGAGUGGACACCCCAGCUAGUGCGUGUCCGCCGGAGGUUCCGCCCCCCACGUGGCGCCCCACCCGCCCCACGCCCCGAGGAUGGGCAAUGAGGGCGGCAAGAUCACCAGCUACGACGACCUCUGCAUCGACGGGCUGGCUGGCGGCGGCGGCAGCGGCGGCGAGGGCGGCGUCUCGCUGGACUCGGGGCUGCGGGGCCUCAGCGCGCGGCGCACCACCAGCCUGGUGUUCGGGCGGCGGGCCAGGGUGGCGGCGGCCUCAGGGCCCGACAGCAACUCCAGCGACGACAGCGGCGGCUUCCGCACGGAGUGGAGCGAGGGCGAGGCGGCGGCGGGCGGCGGCAGGGUGAGGGUGCGGGGCGUGCUGAGGCGGCGGCGGCGGCCCAGCGACGCUACUCCUUCACGGCAGGCCUCUGAGGGGGCGGGGGGUCGACGAGCCCUGUACGCUGACUCCUCCUCUCCACUCUCCACCCGCGACAAUUCUCCGCACCAACCCAGCGGCGAGGACGCCUCAGGGGCACGGGAGGGGCGGAGCCCCUCGCCCCCCACGCCAGUCAUGGCCGAGGCCAGGGGUGUUGCGCCCCCACCGCAGGUAAACGGACAUAAGGAGCAGCAGCCGGCCUCGUGCCGCCCCUCCAAGCCUCCCCCCUACCCCCCGCCCCGUUCCUCCUCCUUCAAAGAAUUCAUCUUUCCACUCUCGCCGUCCACCGCGGCCCUAGCCACAUCCACCGCCGCCCCCUCCACCUCCGCCGCCGCCGCCACCACCCCUGCCACUUCCACCACCACCGCCACCACCACCAUCGCCAGCACCACCACCGUGUUGGUGGAGGUUCAUCGAAACGGGAAGCCCCGUGCGGCGCUGCUUGGCGGGGCGGAGGCUGCGGACACCAGGCGUGGCGGCGGCCUCCUGAGGCCACAGGUUAGCGCGGGGUCGGGGCCGUCCAGCAGCGAGACGCUUCCCCCAACGCCCCGCUCUGGCCGUCGCCCCUCCGUCCCCACCGCCGCCGCCUCGCCCCCCCUCACCAACAUAGACACCUGCAGGACGUCCCCGCGGCCCGAGGGGGGAACGCCGCCCCCGGCACCCCGCCCCGCCCCGCCCCUUGCCGCCGCCGCCGCCGCCGCCGCAGCAGCAGCAGCAGCAGCCGUCAAUACCAGACCACAAUUCAGGAAGUCAUCAGACAUCGCCUCGCUUUACCUGCACGGGGCCCACCUGGGGCGCCGACCCCCGCCCCUACCCGCCUCGUGGUCGGCGCGCCGCAUAUUGCUAACGGGGCACGUGCGGCGGCUGGCGCGGCGCUUCGAGCGGCAGGCGAGCAGCGGCGGGGAAGCCCAGGACUCCAGCGACGACGAGUCGUGGCUGCCCACCAGCGUCAGGCUCCGGCGGCUGCUGCGGCGCACACAGGGGCUCGUUGCAACCACACAAACACAUCGGCGCCCCCCGCCGCCGCCACCCCGCACAGAUUCUAAGCGCCUGAGUGGGAGCGUUCGGCGGCAUGACAGUGACCUGGAGCUGCUGGUGCGGGAGGGCGAGGCCGUGUCCAGCCGCCUGCGCUCCCUCCUCACCCACAACCUAGGACCCUCCCCGCGCCCCGCCUCCGCCGCCGCCCGGGGACGACGCGCCGCCUCCACAGACUCCGCCAGACACCACUCCUUGGAGCGUGACCCUGGGAGUGCCCGUGGCGGCAGAGAGUCCCCUUGGCGUAGCCUGAGCCGCGGGGACCUGACGGGUGAGGAGAGCGAGAGGGAUGAGUCUUUCCACCACCCGCCCAGAGCCAGGUCCCUCACCGACGUGCGCCGCGCCCCCCACCACACCCACCACACCUCCUACCUGCCCCCCUCGCCGCCCCCGCGCAG
This is a messenger RNA of Eriocheir sinensis (Chinese mitten crab), 2293 nucleotides long. RefSeq lists its product as uncharacterized. Lineage: Eukaryota; Metazoa; Arthropoda; Malacostraca; Decapoda; Varunidae. The annotation marks the transcript as partial. The record is from RefSeq and is a predicted model, not a curated record. The transcript is spliced from 3 exons.